UGGCGGCUCGGCUGACUCAGUGCGAAGGAGUUGUUAUCAUAGUUGAAGGAUAAAUACCCUAUACAAAUACAGCUGAAAUGAUCACAUGGAAAUUAUUAGUGUUGGAUAAACUACCAUAAAAUAUGUCCUUGCUUUGUGUCUGUGUGAAGAAGGCAAGAUUAAUCGGCAAUGAAGAACGAUUUAAUACCUAUGUGACCCUUAAACUCCAAAAUGUGAAAUCGACGACCAUCCAGGUGAAAGGAAACCAUCCAUGUUGGGAACAAGACUUCUUAUUUGAAACAAUGAGGUUGGAUACUGGUCUGAUCGUGGAGGUGUGGAAUAAAGGAAUGUUGUGGGAUAAACUGCUCGGCCUCCAUUGGCUUCCUCUAACUAAAAUUCACCACUCCAAUCAGGAGGGUGAAGGAAAAUGGCUGUCUUUGGACUCGGAGCUCAUCAUUCAAAAUGGUGAAAUAAUGGGAACCCGACUGCCAUCAGGACAUACUAUUUUGAUAGAUGCCCGAUUUGAGCUUCCAUACGAUGUCGUUGCAGACUUGCCAGAAGCUGAGGCUGCUGAAUUACAAAACAAACUUUCCGUUCUCAACACCAUCAUGAACCAAGAGAUGGUUGCUAUACAAGAACAACAACGAAGACCCCCUUCCUAUGCUCAGUCUGGUAUGUCCGAAGAUAGUGAUUAUACUAGUGAUGUAAACUAUCCUCUACAACAUCAGCACAAUACGUCUGCUCACCAAUAUCGCAGUCAUCCUGAUCAUCCAUAUCGACUGCGCGAAGAUAGUCGAGAUUAUCCAAGAUAUGAUUCCUUUGAUAGAUCCUUUGAACGGGGAUAUGAGCCGGAAACAGAUUAUUAUCAAGAUGGAAGUCCGUAUCACCAAGGGCGUAGUGAUACAGAUUCAGAACCUCUAUAUUACAACAGUCGGCCUAACUCGCGCCCACAGUCUUUCAUCAAUGAUAGCCCAGUGAUGAGUCACAAUUCUUCUAUGAAUAUGAGUAGACAGAGUACACAAGAUUACAGUCCUGUAAAUAGCCGUGUUUCAUCUUCAAAUGUUAGUCGACAGAGUACGCAAGAUUAUUGGGAUGGCUCUGUGGAUUUAUGCGAAAACCAAACCACCACCGUACCUGAUCUUCCAUCACCAGCCCGAUCACGCUGGAUAGAUGCCUUUAAUAAAGUCUGUGCUCAACUUAGUGAGAGUGGAUCUAUUAUGGGUGAUGGUAGUGAAGAUGGGUAUAGAGAUAAAUAUUCCUGGUCACAUCAUGCUAACGGAGGUCCCCCAGAACACAAUCCAUUUUACACAAGUAUAGACAGUAUGCCAGAAGUCAAGUUACGCCGGAAGUCCAUACCGCUUGUAAGCGAAUUGAGCAUGGCAGCAAAGCGCAAUGCUGGAGUACCAUCUGCCAUGGUUGCCAGACAGUCAUUAAAUGAUGAGGAACUGAAAAUGCAUGUCUACAAGAAAACACUUCAAGCAUUAAUAUAUCCAAUCUCCAGUACUCGACCACAUAAUUUUGUGGUAUGGUCAGCCACCUCACCAACAUAUUGCUUUGAAUGUGAAGGUUUAUUAUGGGGUUUAGCUCGACAAGGUGUACGCUGUACAGAAUGUGGGGUCAAAUGUCAUGAAAAAUGUAAAGAUUUGCUCAAUGCUGAUUGUCUUCAAAGGGCAGCUGAAAAAAGUUCAAAGCACGGAGAAGGAGAUAAAACACAUAAUAUUAUCAUGGAUAUGAAAGAACGGAUGAAGAUUAGAGAAAAAAAUAAACCAGAUAUAUUUGAAUUAAUAAGACAAGUAUUCAGUGUAGAUAAAAAAUCACAUUCGGGUCACAUGAAGGCCGUAAAACAAAGUGUAUUAGAUGGAACGUCAAAAUGGUCGGCCAAAAUUGCCAUCACUGUGAUAAGUGCCCAGGGUUUAAUUGGUAAAGAUAAAACUGGUACCAGUGAUCCUUAUGUUACAGUUCAAGUAGGAAAAGUAAAAAAACGUACAAAAACUGUUCCACAAGAUCUGAAUCCUUUCUGGAAUGAGAAAUUUUAUUUUGAGUGCCAUAAUUCAUCAGAUAGAAUUAAAGUUAGGGUUUGGGAUGAAGAUAAUGAUUUAAAAUCUAAACUUAGACAGAAAUUAACGCGAGAGUCAGAUGAUUUCUUAGGUCAAACUAUUAUAGAAGUUAGAACACUCAGUGGUGAAAUGGAUGUGUGGUAUAAUUUAGAAAAGCGUACAGAUAAAUCGGCUGUAUCCGGUGCUAUUCGUCUUCAUAUUAGUGUAGAAAUAAAAGGAGAAGAAAAAGUUGCACCUUAUCAUGUUCAAUAUACUUGCCUUCAUGAGAAUUUAUUUCAUUACCUAUGUGAACAGGCUGGUGGAGAAGUGAAACUACCUGAUGCUAAGGGGGUAGAUAAACGAUUUGAUGAAGCAUGGAAGAUCUAUUAUGAUGAACCAUCACAAGAAAUAGUAGAUGAAUUUGCUAUGAGAUACGGUAUAGAAUCUAUAUAUCAGGCCAUGACACAUUUUUCGUGUCUCUCUACCAAAUAUAUGUGCCCUGGUGUGCCUGCUGUUAUGAGUACUCUAUUAGCCAAUAUCAACGCAUUCUAUGCACAUACAACUGCCUCUACGGCAGUAUCUGCUAGUGACAGAUUUGCUGCCUCAAAUUUUGGAAAAGAGAAAUUUGUUAAACUAUUAGAUCAACUACACAAUUCAUUACGGAUUGAUCUGUCCAUGUAUAGGAAUAAUUUUCAAGCCUCCGACCCUGCCCGCCUUCAAGAUCUCAAAUCAACCGUAGAUUUAUUAACUAGCAUUACUUUCUUUAGAAUGAAGGUACAAGAAUUAACGAGUCCACCGAGAGCUGGUACCGUUGUUAAAGAUUGUGUUAUAGCAUGUGUUAAAUCAACGUAUAAGUUUUUAUUUGAUAAUUGUUAUGAACUAUAUCAGCGAGAGUUUCAAGCUGAUCCUAAUGAACAGCCAGAUUCAGAAGAACCUAGUAGUCGGACAUUAGAUUUCUGGCAUAAAAUCAUAGCGUUAAUAGUUUCUGUUAUAGAAGAAGAUAAAAACAGUUACACAUCAGUAUUAAAUCAAUUUCCUCAGGAGUUAAAUGUGGGUCAGGUCAGUGCCUCUAUGAUGUGGAGUCUCUUCUCUCAAGAUCUAUGUAUGUCUUUAAAAGAUCAUGAAAAAGACAGAACGUGUAAAAGUUCUGAAUAUAUGAAUCUCCAUUUUAAAGUAAAAUGGUUGUGUAAUAAUUAUGUUGCCAAUGUGCCUCAAUAUAAAGGAACUAUUCCAGAAUAUCCACAAUGGUUUGAACCAUUUGUAAUGCAAUGGUUAAAUGAGAAUGAUGAUGUUUCAAUGGAAUAUUUACAUGGUGCUUAUGAUAGAGAUAGAAAAGAUGGGUUCCAAAAGAGUUCUGAACAUGCUCUCUUCUCUACAUCAGUGGUUGACGUCUUUACACAGUUAAAUCAGUGUUUUGAUGUUAUAAAGAAAUUAGAAUGUCCUGAUCCGGAAAUAGUUAAAAGAUAUAUGAAACGUUUUGCUAAGACAGUAAAUAAAGUGCUAUUAGCCUAUGCAGAUAUUGUACGUAGAGAUUUCGAAAAGUAUACAAGUCGGCAAAAAGUGGCUUGUAUAGUGAUGAACAAUAUUCAACAGUUAAGAGUACAGUUAGAGAAAGUUUUUGAAGCUAUGGGUGGAGAAAAGUUGGAUUCUGAUGCUGCAGAAGUUUUGAAAGAAUUACAGCAGAAAUUAAAUGGUGUUUUAGAUGAAUUGAGCACAAUCUUUUCAAAGAGUCUGGAGCCACAGAUACAACAGAGCAUGAAUGAAUUAGGUCAGUUAUUGUGUAAAGUUAAAAGAGCUGGGCAAGUUUCUUUGUCACAGCCUAGUCAACGCACGACAAUUCAACAAGAAUCUGAUAUGGUUCUUCGUCCAUUAAUGGAUUUAUUAGAUGGCAGCCUUUCCAUGUUUGCUCAAGUUUGUGAGAAAACCGUGCUCAAACGUUUACUGAAGGAAUUAUGGAGGAUAGUGAUGCAUACGAUGGAGAAGACAGUUGUCCUACCCCCUCUAUCAGAUCCAAGACAGCUCCUUCCCUUACCUGGUAACGCUCAGGCUAAGAUUGAGGACAUGUCUCGUAUUUUACUGAACCAUGUGAGCCAGAUGCCUAGUAAUAACCCUAUGAAACAAGUCAAGACCCUGCAAGCAACAUUCCUGGAUAUGUCAAAAGAAGCGGAAAAGAAUCUAAGUCCAAAGCAGUGUGCUGUAUUAGAUAUGGCUUUAGAUACAAUUAAACAAUAUUUCCAUGCUGGUGGUCAAGGCUUAAAGAAGACCUUCCUUGAUAAGAGUCCAGAAUUACAAUCAUUACGAUAUGCUUUAUCAUUAUACACACAAACUACAGAUACACUUAUUAAAACAUUUGUUGGUUCUCAAACAUCACAAGAUCAACCUAGUACAGCUGAUGCUGUAGGUGAAGUGUCUAUACAAGUUGAUUUAUUUACACAUCCUGGUACUGGUGAACAUAAAGUUACUGUUAAAGUGGUAGCAGCCAAUGAUUUAAAAUGGCAGACAACAGGAAUGUUUCGACCCUUCGUUGAAGUUCAUCUCAUUGGACCACAUCUUAGUGAUAAAAAACGCAAACAUUCCACAAAAUCUAAAAGUAACAACUGGUCUCCUAAAUAUAACGAGACUUUUCACUUUAUUCUUGGUAAUGAAGAUGAACCUGAUGCAUACGAACUUCAUAUAUGUGUUAAAGAUUAUUGUUUCGCUAGAGAAGAUAGACUCAUAGGUGUAGCCGUGAUGCAACUUCGCGAAAUUAUUGAACAAGGUAGUUGUGCUUGUUGGUGCUCAUUAGGCAGACGUGUUCAUUUAGAUGAUACUGGUUGGACUAUUUUACGUAUUUUAUCUCAAAGGACAAAUGACGAAGUUGCCAAAGAAUUUGUCAAACUUAAGUCGGAGUGUCGUCACAUAGAAGAAGUAGUGCCAUCUUGAAUACAUUUCCAAGUAAAAAGGUAUUCCCAAUAGUAAUGUCAGGUGGCCCCUUAUACCAGCUAGAAUGGUUACUAAGGGAGAAAGCUCUGUGACAAAGUCAUAUCGAAAGGUUAAAGUUAAAGUAUGACUCAUGAGAUGGUCCGAGAUAGUUGAAUCUACUUCUGUUAUACAGAAUAAAGCUGUAUAAGAAGACCAUAAUUUUAUAACGUAAAUCCUUUUUAAAAAAUGGAUUGGAAAACAGGUAUACAACAUCUUCUUAAAGAAGUUCUUGUGAAAUACUCUUUUUAAAAAAACUCUGAUGCAAAAUGACAACAUUUGUAUUUCUCUGUUAAUAUUAUUUAUUUGAUUUUAAGUUUCUGUAUAAAUGUACAUUGUAAUUGUUUUUCAUUUGUAUAAACUCUUCUGAAAAUUAAAUUCAGUUCGUUCUUUCAUUUUUAGCUCAAAUCAUAUAUUUAUUAUUAUGUCAUAACAAAUCAUGUAUUUAAAUGUAACGUUGUCAAAGCCAAGUGUAUGAAUCCUCUCUAUAUGACACCAAGGGACCUCUUGUUUUCUUACUAUCCAAAUAAUUAGACAUUUUAGUUUUAGCCUCAGACAAAUUGCAAAUUACUUAUGAUGACCUGAAAUUAAUGUGCUACAAUAAUAUUAAACACUGGUAACUCCUUCAGACACCAAGUCUUCACUCCACAGAGAUGAGACUCUGCCAUUUGAAGUAUAAAACUCACCAUAUGUAAUAGUUCUUCAUUUUAUUUUAUUUUGUACACUUUUACAUUGUGUAAACCAAGAAUUUAUAACAAUGAGCUUUUUUUUCGUAAAUUAGGAUCUAUUCCCAAUCGCAUUAAAAUUUCAGUUUCAUUGAUGGUGAAAACUGUAAAAGAGUUACCCUGUUAAAUUUACAACAGUAAUUUCAUACAUCAGAUCGACGUUUUUAUAUACAUUUAUAUCAAUUUAGUUAAAGAUGCAUUUUGUAAGAUUAAGAUAAAGAGCUGGCAAAGUUCAGUCAAAUUACUUUUUUCUGAGCAGAGUUAUGAACAUUUAAUGAAUAGCAUAGUCUUGAUUUUCAUUGCUACCAUUGUUCCGAUAAUAAACAAAGUCUUGAUUAUUCAUGUUUAAAUUAAAUAAUUAAAUAGUGAUGAUGUUUCAUAAUCACAACCAUCCUAUGGUCUAGAGAGUUGUUUAUGGGUUAUUCAUGUGAAUAAAUGUCUAAUUAAUAAUUUUAUAGACAAAAGAAAGAUAUGCAAAAGGUAGAAUUAUCUCUUACAUGAUGCAUCUUUAAUAAUGACAUUAAUUUUCAAGACUAGUAAAUUUCUGUUUUACAUUAUUAUUCUGGUGAUGUGUUUACUGUGCUGGAAUAUCAACAUUAUACUGACAGAUAAUAUAUUCCAUAAACAGUUUAAGUUUUAUUUCAAUAGAAUGAUAUUUUAAUUGGGUUUUAUGUAGCUUAAAUAAAACUCUUAUGCUUAGGGUGAUUUUAAAAUAAAUAUGAUAAGUUAUCUUAACCACAACUUGUUGAUUUUAAUGUAUGUACUAAAAUAAUUGAAUAUUUGGGUUUUCAAGGAUUCUAUAUUACAAACAGUUCAUUGAUAUUAUCAUAGAACAGUUCUAUUUAAUAAAUGGUUCAGUGAUAUUAUCAUAAACAGAUUAGUGAUAUCAUAAACUUUUCAUUGAUAUUAUAAACUGUUCAUUGAUAUUUAACCAUAAAAUCUUCAAUUUUAGUCUAAAUUGUUCAUUGAUAUUAUCAUAAAUGGUUUUGGGGUUCUUAGACAAUUCUUUGAUAUUAUCACAGACAGUUCAUUAGUAUUAUCACGGCUUGAUUAUAUUAUCACAGACACGUCAUUGAUGUUAUCACUGACAGUUCAUUGAUAUUAUCAUUGACAGUUCAUUGUGGUUAUCAAAAACUGUUCAUUGUGGUUAUCAAAAACUGUUCAUUGUAUUUAUCAAAAACAGUUAAUUGAUAUUAUCACAGACAGGUCAUUGAUGUUAUCACUGACAGUGCAUUGAUAUUAUCAUUGACAGUUCAUUGUGGUUAUCAAAAACUGUUCAUUAUAGUUAUCAAAAACAGUUCUUUGAUAUUAUCACUGAUGGUUCAUUGAUAUUAUCACAAACAGUUAGUUAUAUUAUAAUAGACAGUUAAUAAUAUAUAGGCCUGUAGAUAGAAUUAUAUAUAUAGUAAAAUUAUAAUAUUCAAGGGUACAGGUUUUCCAGAGUAAUACAAAUCUAUAUAAACUAUACAUUAUACUACAUUGAAAAGAUAUAUAAAUAUGAUAAAAGUUAUACAAGGUUGAUCUGUACAUCUUUUUUAAUGUAAUAUAUGUUAUAGAGGUAUUCUUAUGCCUGAUGCAAAUAACUAAUAUUUCAAUUUGCAUAAUGACUGUUUUGGCAUUACUACUGUAAUCAAUAUUUGAUCAGUUGGUGUAGGUUUGGAUAAAUCUGAUUGGAUGUUAGAUUUAGCAGAAAUAUAUAUGUAUGUGUAUGAGGAUUAAAAUAAAGCAUUCCAUGACGUUAGAUUAGUAGGUAUAAAACUAGUCUUGUUUUAGUUGUUUGUAGAUAUGUAUAUAUUUAUAUAAUGCUCAUUUUACUUUUUAAUUCAUUUUUUAAAAGUGUAUAUAUAGAUAUUGGCUUUAUUAAUUUGUACAGUUAUUAUUUUCUUGUAAACAUCUCUGUUUUCAUUCUCAUUUCACUUCAUUCAUAUGCAGUGUAAACAUUUGUUUUAGUUGUCGAAAGUCAACAAAUAUUUAAUGUGUUCUCUUGUGGGAGGUUAUUUUUUUUAGAGCUUCGGAAAUUGUAAAACUGACUAAAAGAUACUGGAUCAUCUACAUAGUAUCUGUAUGAUUAAGUCAUGUUCACGACUCCUAAAAAUAGUACUUACACAUCUAAUAGAUACAGACAAAUCUCAGAAUGAAAAUUCUAUGUUAAUGUCAUAAUCAGUAUGGCAUGAACAUAUAUUUCUGUGAUCAAUCUGCCCAUUGAAUGGUUACAACAAUUAAUAUCCUUUAAGGCCACCGGUACAUGGUUUUAAGCCUGGCAUUGUGAAACUUGUGUUUUUCUUAUGUAAUAUAUAUUUUGAUGUGCAAUAAAAAUAGGUGAAGUUUGUUAUUUACUGUAAGAAUUUAGAAUCUACAAUUUAACAAGAUCUUAUAUAGUGAUCAUGUUGAUUACAUUAAUAAAGGUCACAGUCUCACUAAUAGUACUUGUAUAUGAAUAAAGGUCAUAAUAUAAUAAAAUUAUCCUUAAAAGUUAUCAAAAUAUAUGAAUAUUAGAUAUUAGAUAUUUUAUAAGGAAUAUAUAUAUAUAGCUGUUAAAUUUUAUGCUGUCUGUUAAAUAUAAGUCCACAAAUUGUAGAAAUAUGUUAGAUAUUCCAUUAUAUAAUUAACCUCUCUCAUUGUAUUUAUUACAUUAUCUUUAAACAUUUUAUUGUUGAUACCGUAUUAAGAUGAUGUUUUUACUGCGGAUGAUUUCGGAAUUCCACUCGUUUCUGGUUGUGGAUUCACUUUAUUGUUCUCAUUUUUCUGUGAUUUCUCAAACUUUUACAUGAAAAGAUAAAUCUGAAUAAAUUUUUUAUACCAAA
Messenger RNA from Patella vulgata (common limpet), 8502 nucleotides. RefSeq names its product protein unc-13 homolog B. The transcript is spliced from 41 exons. Lineage: Eukaryota; Metazoa; Mollusca; Gastropoda; Patellidae. Gene Ontology annotation, cellular component: neuromuscular junction; presynaptic membrane; terminal bouton. Gene Ontology annotation, molecular function: diacylglycerol binding; phospholipid binding; calmodulin binding. Gene Ontology annotation, biological process: neuromuscular junction development; synaptic vesicle maturation; synaptic transmission, glutamatergic. The coding region runs from base 123 to 4937 and encodes 1604 amino acids. The record is from RefSeq and is a predicted model, not a curated record.